GCGGGUUCGGAGCAGUCGGACGGGAGCGGCGUAGGUGCGAGGGUCACCAGCCAGCGCAAACUGGGACAUGGAGCCGCCAAUCGGGGGUCCGGGGCCCGGCCGGGGGACCCGGGACAAGAAGAAGGGCCGGAGCCCGGACGAGCUGCCUGCGGCGGGCGGUGACGGCGGCAAAUCCAAGAAAUUUACUCUGAAGCGGCUCAUGGCAGAUGAGCUGGAGAGAUUUACCAGCAUAAGAAGUAAGAAGGAAAAGGAAAAGCCCAGUUCUGCUCAUAGAAAUUCAUCUGCAUCAUAUGGGGAUGAUCCCACAGCACAGUCAUUGCAAGAUGUUUCAGAUGAGCAAGUGCUGGUUCUUUUUGAACAGAUGCUGUUGGAUAUGAACCUGAAUGAGGAGAAGCAGCAACCUUUGAGGGAGAAGGACAUUGUCAUCAAGAGGGAGAUGGUGUCCCAAUACUUGCACACUUCCAAGGCCGGCAUGAGCCAAAAGGAAAGCUCUAAGUCUGCCAUGAUGUACAUUCAGGAGUUGAGGUCAGGCUUGCGGGACAUGUCUCUGCUCAGCUGCCUUGAGUCCCUUCGUGUCUCUCUCAACAACAAUCCUGUCAGUUGGGUGCAAACAUUUGGAGCUGAGGGUCUGGCUUCCUUGUUGGAUAUCCUUAAACGACUUCAUGAUGAGAAAGAAGAGAAUGCUGGGAGCUAUGAUAGCCGUAACAAGCAUGAAGUCAUCCGCUGUCUGAAAGCGUUUAUGAACAACAAGUUUGGAAUUAAGACGAUGUUGGAGACAGAAGAGGGAAUCCUACUGCUGGUCCGAGCCAUGGAUCCUGCUGUCCCCAACAUGAUGAUUGAUGCGGCUAAGCUGCUCUCUGCUCUUUGUAUCCUACCACAGCCAGAGGACAUGAAUGAAAGAGUUUUGGAGGCAAUGACAGAAAGAGCUGAGAUGGAUGAGGUGGAACGUUUCCAACCGCUGCUGGAUGGAUUAAAAAGUGGGACCUCCAUUGCACUCAAGGUGGGAUGCCUACAGCUGAUAAAUGCCCUCAUCACACCAGCUGAAGAGCUUGAUUUCCGGGUUCACAUCCGAAGUGAACUGAUGCGCUUGGGACUGCACCAACUGUUGCAGGGCCUUCGAGAAGUUGAAAAUGAUGAUAUGAGAGUGCAGUUAAUGGUGUUUGAUGAACACGGAGAAGAAGAUUCCUAUGAUUUGAAGGGACGGUUGGAUGAUAUUCGCAUGGAGAUGGAUGACUUCAGUGAGGUGUUCCAGAUUCUCUUAAACACUGUGAAGGAUUCAAAGGCAGAGCCCCACUUCCUGUCCAUCUUGCAGCACCUACUUUUGGUCCGAAAUGACUAUGAGGCCAGACCGCAGUACUAUAAGUUGAUUGAAGAAUGUAUUUCCCAGAUAGUUCUUCAUAAGAAUGGUGCUGAUCCUGACUUCAAGUGCCGGCACCUCCAGAUUGAUAUUGAAGGGUUGAUCGAUCAAAUGAUUGAUAAAACAAAGGUAGAGAAAUCUGAAGCCAAAGCUACAGAACUGGAAAAAAAGCUGGACUCAGAGUUUACAGCCCGACAUGAGCUACAGGUAGAAAUGAAAAAGAUGGAAAGUGACUUUGAGCAGAAGCUCCAGGACCUUCAAGGAGAGAAGGAAGCAUUGGAUACUGAAAAGCAGCACAUUGCCACAGAGAAACAGGACCUGGAAGCAGAGCUGUCUCAGCUCACAGGAGAGGUUGCCAAGCUGUCAAAGGAACUGGAAGAUGCCAAGAAAGAAAUGGCUUCUCUCUCUGCUGCAGCAAUUGCUGUGCUUCCACCCGAACCCAGUGCUAAUGUUCCCCCUGCCCCUCCUUUCCCUGGUGACUCUGUCACUGUUGCCCCACCUCCACCACCACCCCCUCCUCUACCUGGAGUGAUUAGCAUACCACUUCCACCUCCUCUUCCUGAAGGUUGUACCUUAGUUCCUCCACCUCCACCCCCUCCUCUUCUUUUGUCUGGGACUGCUUAUAUCCCCCCACCCCCUCCUUUGCCUUUGGGUGUUGGCAUCCCUCAGCCACCCCCUUUGCUUAGAGAUACUGCUAUACCCCCACCUCCUCCCCUGCCUGGGGCUGGUAGCAUCCCCCCACCCCCUCCUCCCCUGCCUGGGGCUGGUAGCAUCCCCCCACCCCCUCCUCCCUUGCCUGGAGGACCAGGAUUGCCCCCUCUCCCUCCUCCUCUUCCUGGUGGUCCUGGAAUUCCUCCACCCCCUCCUUUUCCUGGAGGCCCUGGGAUACCCCCACCUCCACCUGGAAUGGGUAUGCCUCCACCUCCACCCGGUGGAUUUGGAGUUCCUGCAGUCCCAGUUCUGCCAUUUGGAUUAACCCCAAAGAAGCUUUAUAAGCCAGAAGUACAGCUCCGAAGGCCAAACUGGUCCAAGUUUGUUGCUGAGGACCUCUCCCAGGAAUGCUUCUGGACAAAGGCAAAGGAGGACCGCUUUGAGAACAAUGAACUUUUCGCCAAACUUACCCUUACCUUCUCUGCCCAGACUAAGACUUCCAAAGCCAAGAAGGAUCAGGAAGGCGGAGAAGAAAAGAAAUCUGUGCAAAAGAAAAAAGUAAAAGAAUUGAAGGUGUUGGAUUCAAAGACGGCCCAGAAUCUCUCAAUCUUUUUGGGUUCCUUUCGAAUGCCCUACCAAGAGAUUAAGACUGUCAUCUUAGAGGUGAACGAGGCUGUUCUGACUGAGUCUAUGAUCCAGAACCUCAUUAAGCAGAUGCCAGAGCCCGAGCAGUUAAAAAUGCUUUCUGAACUGAAGGAUGAAUAUGAUGACCUGGCUGAGUCAGAGCAAUUUGGCGUGGUGAUGGGCACUGUGCCCCGGCUGCGGCCUCGUCUGAAUGCCAUCCUCUUCAAGCUACAAUUCAAUGAGCAAGUGGAGAAUAUCAAGCCAGAGAUUGUUUCUGUAACUGCUGCAUGUGAGGAGUUACGCAAAAGUGAGAGCUUCUCUAGCCUCCUGGAAAUUACCUUGCUUGUUGGAAACUAUAUGAAUGCAGGCUCCAGGAAUGCCGGUGCCUUUGGCUUCCAUAUCAGCUUCCUCUGUAAGCUUCGAGAUACCAAGUCUACCGAUCAGAAGAUGACAUUGUUGCACUUCUUGGCUGAGUUGUGUGAGAAUGACUAUCCUGAUGUCCUCAAGUUUCCAGACGAACUAGCCCAUGUGGAGAAGGCUAGCCGAGUUUCUGCUGAGAACUUGCAAAAGAACCUUGAUCAGAUGAAGAAACAGAUUUCUGAUGUGGAACGUGAUGUUCAGAAUUUUCCAGCUGCCACAGAAGAGAAGGACAAGUUUGUUGAAAAAAUGACUAGCUUUGUAAAGGAUGCACAGGAACAGUAUAACAAGCUGCGAAUGAUGCAUUCUAACAUGGAGACCCUCUAUAAGGAGAUGGGCGAGUACUUCCUCUUUGACCCCAAGAAGGUGUCUGUGGAAGAAUUCUUCAUGGACCUGCACAACUUCAGAAAUAUGUUUUUGCAAGCCGUCAAGGAGAACCAGAAGCGGCGGGAGACAGAGGAGAAGAUGCGACGAGCAAAACUAGCCAAGGAGAAGGCAGAGAAGGAGCGACUGGAGAAGCAGCAGAAGAGAGAGCAGCUCAUAGACAUGAAUGCAGAGGGUGAUGAGACAGGUGUGAUGGACAGUCUUCUAGAAGCACUGCAGUCAGGUGCAGCAUUCCGUCGGAAGAGAGGACCCCGCCAGGCCAACAGGAAGGCUGGGUGUGCAGUCACAUCUCUACUAGCUUCCGAGCUGACCAAGGAUGACGCCAUGACUGCUGUUCCUGCCAAGAUGUCCAAGAGCACUGAGGGAGUCUCCACAGUCCUGGAGGAAACCAAUGAGUUGGUUGGCCGAGCAAGCUAA
Chrysochloris asiatica (Cape golden mole) is the source of this 3850-nucleotide messenger RNA. RefSeq names its product diaphanous-related formin 1 (gene DIAPH1). NCBI's taxonomy places the organism in Eukaryota, Metazoa, Chordata, Mammalia, Afrosoricida, Chrysochloridae. Gene Ontology annotation, biological process: actin filament polymerization; actin cytoskeleton organization. The coding region runs from base 68 to 3850 and encodes 1260 amino acids. Gene Ontology annotation, molecular function: microtubule binding; small GTPase binding; actin binding. The record is from RefSeq and is a predicted model, not a curated record. Gene Ontology annotation, cellular component: cytoplasm; actin filament. The transcript is spliced from 28 exons.